GCUGCAAUUGUAGGAGAGAGCUGCAGAGAUGGCCUAACAGAGUCCCUCCAGCUUUGGGUAUGCCAGUUUCUCAUCCAUAAAAUGGGGUCGGAGGCAGGAAGAUAGACAAAGAAGGGAGCUAGGUUGCACUGAGGUGGACGGGAAAUCUCUGUAGUGCAGCCUGAGUUCGAGACUCCCUCUUUUGUGACUGAGGGUGCAUCUUGGAAAGCAUGGCUGCAGUGAUUACUUGGGCCCUUGCCCUCCUCUCAGUGUUUGCAACCACGCAGGCACGGAAGAGCUUCUGGGAUUACUUCAGCCAGAGCAGCCGGGGCAAAGGCAUGAUGGGCCAGCAGCCAAAGCUGGCACGGGAGAGCCUGAAAGGUAGCUUUGAGCAGGACCCCUACAAUAUGAACAAUUUCCUGGAAAAGCUGGGCCCCUUGAGCGGGCCCGGGAAGGAGCCUCCCCGCCUGGCGCAGGAUCCAGAAGGUAUUCGGAGGCAGCUGCAGCAGGAGCUGGCGGAGGUGAGCGCGCGCCUGGAGCCUUACAUGGCUGCGAAGCACCAGCUGGUAGGCUGGAACUUGGAGGACUUGAAGCAGCAGCUGAAACCCUACACAGUGGAGCUGAUGGAGCAGGUGGGCCUGAGCGUGCAGGAGCUGCAAGAGCAGCUGCGCUUGGUGGGAGAAGACACCAAGGCCCAGCUGCUGGGGGGCGUGGACGAGGCGCUGAGCCUGCUGCAGCAAAUGCAAAGCCGAGUGCUGCACCACACGGACCGGGUCAAAGAGCUCUUCCAUCCUUACGCAGAACGCUUGGUGACCGGCAUUGGGCACCACGUGCAGGAGCUGCACCGCAGUGUCGCUCCGCACGCGGCUGCCAGCCCCGCGCGACUCAGUCGCUGCGUACAGACUCUGUCCCACAAACUCACACUUAAGGCAAAAGACCUGCACACCAGCAUCCAGAGCAACCUGGACCAGCUGCGCGAGGAGCUCAGCGCCUUCAUCCGCCUCAGCGCAGAUGGGGCAGAGGAUGGAGACUCCCCGGACCCUCAAGCUCUCUCUGAGGAGGUACGCCAGAGACUCCAGACUUUUCGACAUGACACCUUCCUGCAGAUAGCCGCAUUCACUCAGGCCAUUGACCAGGAGACAGAGGAAAUCCAGCAACAGCUAGCACCACCCCCGCCUAGCCACAGCGCCUUUGCUCCAGAGUUGGGACAUGGGGACAGUAAUAAGGCCCUGAGCAGACUGCAGAGCCGACUGGAUGACCUGUGGGAAGACAUCAGCUAUAGCCUUCAUGACCAAGGCCAUAGUAAUCUGAAAGAGCCCUGAGGGUCACUCAGGUUCACUCCCCAGCUCAUUGUCUGGGGGAUCCCUGGACCCUGAGCCUCUAUCUAGCAUGGCCUAAUGGGCAGUGGGGGAUGGGUCCUGCUGCACAGUAUAUGUGAGGCCACCAAAGGGACUGUUGUCCCGGCCUAUUCAGCCUCCUCCGUUCCCCCACUCAGGUGCAUUACACUCAGUAGGUUUUUGCAA
This is a messenger RNA of Acomys russatus (golden spiny mouse), 1502 nucleotides long. RefSeq names its product apolipoprotein A5 (gene Apoa5). The transcript is spliced from 4 exons. Bases 210 to 1301 code for a protein of 363 amino acids. NCBI's taxonomy places the organism in Eukaryota, Metazoa, Chordata, Mammalia, Rodentia, Muridae. Gene Ontology annotation, molecular function: phospholipid binding; cholesterol binding; phosphatidylcholine-sterol O-acyltransferase activator activity. Gene Ontology annotation, biological process: cholesterol biosynthetic process; reverse cholesterol transport; cholesterol efflux. Gene Ontology annotation, cellular component: blood microparticle; chylomicron; high-density lipoprotein particle. The record is from RefSeq and is a predicted model, not a curated record.